Molecule: messenger RNA, 7690 nt
Organism: Columba livia (rock pigeon)
Lineage: Eukaryota; Metazoa; Chordata; Aves; Columbiformes; Columbidae
Gene: CENPE
Product: centromere protein E
Exons: 44
Coding region: 118-6801 (2227 amino acids)
Biological process (GO): microtubule-based movement
Molecular function (GO): microtubule motor activity; ATP binding; microtubule binding
Source: RefSeq, a predicted model, not a curated record
AAUAGGAGGCAGUCUGGGGAGAAGUUCAAACUGUGGUGGCGGUUGGGACCGUGGGUCUCUCAUCUGUGUGCGGGCGAGAAAGGAACAGGCGGCGGCUUCGUGCCCAGCGGCCGCGGGAUGGCGGACGAGGGGGCUGUGACGGUCUGUGUGCGUGUGCGGCCGCUCAUCGCCCGAGAAAAUGCCCUGGGUGAUAAAGUGGCGUUCCACUGGAAAAGUGAGAAUAAUACCAUUUCCGAAGUCAAUGGCACAAAAGUGUUCAGUUAUGAUCGUAUAUUUCACUCAAGUGACAACACUCAGCAGCUGUAUGAAAGUGUAGCUGUUCCAAUUAUACAGUCAGCUGUGCAAGGCUAUAAUGGCACAAUCUUUGCAUAUGGACAGACUGCUUCCGGGAAGACAUACACAAUGAUGGGAAACGAAUAUUCUCCGGGCAUUAUUCCUAAGGCAAUUCAACAUGUUUUCAAACUUAUUUGCGAGAUUCCGGAUAGAGAAUUCUUGCUAAGAGUUUCUUACAUGGAAAUCUACAAUGAAACCAUUACAGAUUUGCUUUGUGAUAUCAGGAAAAAGAAGCCUCUGGGAAUUCGUGAGGAUGUUAAUAGGAAUACGUAUGUGGAAGAUCUGAUUGAAGAGGUGGUGGUUGCCCCAGAACAGGUCAUGGAAUGGAUCAGAAAAGGAGAAAAAAAUCGCCAUUAUGGAGAAACAAAAAUGAAUGAACACAGCAGCCGUUCUCACACUAUCUUCAGAAUGAUCAUUGAAAGCAGAGAACGAAGUGACCCUGCAAAUACAAACUGUGAUGGAGCAGUGAUGGUAUCCCACCUGAACUUGGUAGAUCUGGCAGGCAGUGAAAGAGCUAGUCAAACAGGAUCUGAAGGUAUCCGACUGAAAGAAGGCUGCAAUAUAAAUCGGAGCUUGUUCAUUCUGGGUCAGGUUAUCAAAAAACUUUGUGAUGAUCCUUCUGGCUUCAUAAAUUACAGAGACAGCAAGCUGACUCGAAUUCUGCAGAACUCCCUUGGAGGAAAUGCAAAGACAGUUAUUAUUUGUACAGUUACUCCUGUUUCUUUUGACGAAACGCUCAGUACUCUUCAGUUUGCCAAUACAGCCAAAAGAAUGAAGAAUACUCCGAAAGUCAAUGAAGUACUUGAUGACGAUGCCCUCCUGAAGAGAUACCGCAAAGAAAUUCUGGAUCUGAAAAAGCAGCUGGAGGAAGUGUCCUCAAAGACUCAAAUUCACGCAAUGGAAAAAGACCAAUUGUCCCAGCUGCUGGAAGAAAAAAAUUCUCUUCAAAAAGUACAGGAAGACAGGAUACGAAACUUAACUGAGAUGCUGGUGACUUCUGCCUCCUUUUCCUCAAAAGAGAUGGCUAAAGCCAAGAAAAGAAGAAGAGUUACGUGGGCUCCUGGUAAAAUAAACCAGGUGAAUCAGAGCUAUUUUGAAGACUUUGGAAAAACAAUGCUGACUGAAGCAAAAAAGAAGAAAAUGUCUCUGUCGUCACUACCAGAAAUGGAGGAUUCUACAUUAGAGACUUCUGCAUGUGACAACCAGUGUCUGCUUCCUGAUCAAGUUUCAGAGGUAGAAUGGACUGACGGACCUAAAGUGAAUUGGACUCAGAGAGAUUUUGAAGAAUCCGUGCAACUCUGUGAAGCGCUAGUGCUAGAAAAGGAUAUUGCUGUAAAUGAGGUCAACAUCCUGCAAGCUAACUUUAAUGACCUGGUAUUGGAAAAUGAGCAGCUCAAGUUAGAAAUAAAUGAACUGAAGGAGAAACUGAAAGAAAAAAUGGAAGUGGAUGAAUUUGAAGCACUGGAAAAACUAACACAAAAAGAUCAUGAGACACAACUAAUGCAUGAAAUUACCAACUUAAAGAAUCUCGUUUCAAAUGCUGAAGUGUACAAUGAGGAGCUAGAGGCAGAAAUAAGCUCCAAAUUGGAACAGCUGAAAGAGAAAGAGAACAAAAUUAAGAUAUUGCAGAAUCGUGUGGAAGAAUUAGAGAAAGCAGGAGCAGAAAAAAAGGACACAUCUUUUUCAGUGGGAGAUGCUGAUAAGCUAACUGAAGAAAUACAGCAGCUGAAUAAAUCCCUCUUAGAUAGCGAAGCCAUAGCCUUGGAUGCCAAAAAACAAUCGGCUUUUCUCAGAACUGAAAAUUUGGAUCUGAAGGAGAAGAUGAAUGAACUCCUAGGUAAUUACAUGCAAAUGCAAAAGGAUGUUCAACUCUAUCAAAGCCAAAUAGAAGCGGGAAAAGCCAGUUACAAAAAAAUGCAAGCUGACUUGCAGAAAGAGUUGCAGUUUGUAUUUCAAGAGAACACAAGGCUAACUUCACUGAUGGAGGGGAAAGUUCCAAAAGAUCUGCUUUCUCUUGUGGAGCUGGAAAAACAGGCUGCUGACUUAAAAGGAGAACUAGAAAAAGCUUUGAAUGAGAAUGCACUUCUACAACAACAAGUCAAUGAGCUAUCAGAAUUUCAGUCUCUACCAAAUACUGUUGAGAUGCAGCAGAAAGAGAUUCUUGAAAAAUGCGAGGAGCUGCACCUAUUGAAAUUGGAAAGAGAAAAGCUGCUUGCUGAAGUAGCUGAUAAUGAAGUUAGACUUAAACAUAUGACUGAAGAAACUGCAAAAUCAAAAGAUGAUCUUGCAGAUGCUCAACUUAAAUAUGUAAAGUCUGAGCGAGAACACGUCGCACUUAAACAGCUCCAUGAGGAACUAGAGCAAAAAUAUGUAGCUGCAUCGGAAAACAAUGAACAAAUGAAGCUCCAAAUAGAUGUUCUAUCUAAAGAAGCACAAGAGUUUAAAACAACUUUGGAUGAAGUGAAAUUAGAGCUCUGUAGCAAAAUGCAAGAACUGGAAGAAAAGACAGCAGAGCACAAACAACUUCUUGAGGUGAGAGAAGAUUUGAUUCAGACUCAGCAGAAGUUAAAUGAAAUGGAGCAAUUAAAAGAACAAGAAAAAAUGAUGGAGUUGAGCCUGGAGGCCAAGGAUUCAGAGAUCCAGGCAGUUCUCCAACAGCUUACUGGAUGUCAGGAGGAAAUAAAAACUCUAACCCAAGAAAGAGAUUACUUGAAGCAAAAAGAAGAGUCUCUCCAGGCUGAGGUAGACCAACUCAAAGAGGAUAUAAAAGACACUGUUUCAAUGAACAUUUUGGCACACGAAGAGCUGAGAGAUGCACAGAGUUCUCUCAAACAAUCACAGGACACUGUCAAGAAGCUGGAAAAAAAUAUUUCUGAAAAAGAAUCUCAGAUUCUGAGUGUUGAAGAGGCACUAGAGACAACCACUAAAGAACUCAAAACACAGAUAUCACAAAUGAUGGAAGAAAUAAAAAUCAUCACAUCAGAGAGAGUCCAGCUUGCUGAGGAAAAAUCACAAAAUAACUGCAGAGCAAGUGAUGAGCUUCAGGCGCUAAAGGAACAAAUCUCUUUUCUUACACAAGAGAACAAUUCUUUGCAGGAUAAGCUGGGCAGUUUACAUUUGAAAAAAGAAGAGGAUGGGGAAGGCACUUUGAUUCAAGAAAAAUCUAUGGAGCAAGAAUUAUGUCUUCUGAGAGAAGAGCUGAGCCAGGCACAAAGGAAACUGCAGGAAAUGGAGGAAGUGAAGGCCAACGAAUGUCAAAGAGAAUCUGAAAGAAUGGAGAGAACGGAUUUUAUUCCAAAAUUGCAUGGCUAUGAGGAAGUGAGCACUAUGACAGAAGGAGGGGAUGAUCACCUUAAAAUGCAACUGGAAAAUCUCCAAAAUGAGAGAGACCAGCUAAAAGCAACUAUACAGGAGACAAUUAGCAGGAAUUCAGAGAUGCAGGAGGAGCUGAGAUGUGCUCAAAACUCUCUCAGACAACAUCAGGAGACUAUUGUGGAGCUGAAAGGAAGUAUUUUAGAGAAAGAAAAUCAAAUCUUAGAAGCACAAGAAGCAUUGAAGGAAACAAAGGAUGAACUGCAGCAGAAGAUCACUCAAGUGACAGAAAAUCUGACCCAUGUCUCUUCUGAAUAUGGCAAGCUCCUGGCAGAAAAAGAACAAACUGAAAGAACAGUGAACGAGCAGAUCCGUCAGCAGCUUGAGAAAAUCACUUUACUGAAUCAGGAGAAAGAUGAACUUCAGCAAAUGGUAGAGACUUGUAAAGCAGAAAGACUUCAGUUAGAGGCUGACUGUCAGGAAAGCAAGGAGAGAUUCUUAAAGGUUCUGACAGAAACGGAACAUCUACAGGAAGAAUUAAAGCAUCAGAAAGAGCAAGCUGACAUCCAGAAGAACGUGAUAGCAAAUGGAGAAGAGAAACUGCGAAACACGGAAGAAAAAAUGAAUGAAGAAAUAAACAAACUGAAAGAAAAGGUAUCCAAGUUGAAUGAGGACUUAAAUUUGGUAACUAAAGAAAGGCACCAGCUGCUGAGAGAACUAAAAGAAAAGACCGAGAGUGAAAGCGAUAAACUUCAACAGCUGGAGGAACGGUGUCAUUUGUUAGCGGAGGAGAGAGAGCAGCUCUGGGGAAUGCUGGAAAGUGUUCAAGCGGAGAAGAACAAACUGGAGAUUAACCUACAGGAGAGUGUGGAUAAGAUUCUUGAAACUGAAAAGGAAUUGAAGUGGCAACAAGAACUCCUCAGCAACGAGAAGUUGAAGGCUGAAGAAAGAGAAGAACGCUUGUUAAAGGUUCAGAGACAGUCAGAGACUUUGGAGGACAGCCUGACUAACAAGAUCCAACAGUUAACGGAGAGGCUAAAUACAGUAUCAUGUGAAAAAGACCAGUUAUUGGCUGAAAGUACUAGUCAUUCUUUCCAACUUAAAGAACAAAUCUCAUCAAUUAAUCAAGAAAACGAUGAGCUACAAAGACUUCUCCGGGAUGUCAGGUCUGAGCGGGACCAGCUCAAGACAGAAUUGCAAAAAAAUUCUGAGAUGUAUGUUGAAACAAAGGCAAAACUGGAAUGUGCUCUAGAGCAACUGAAGCAGAGAAGCUUGAAUGAUGUGUCCAUUCAGGUGAAUGCACUGGAUAAUGCAGAACAAAUGGUUGAUGACAGCCUGAAGGAAACGACCUUGAAAAUUAAGGAGCUUCUCGAUAAAUUCCCAAAUAUAGAGAAGAGGUAUGAAUGUCUCUCUACAGUUUCUCUUAACCUAAAGAACGAGCUGAACAGUCAGAAAGCACGGAUCGCUGCCAUACUGCCUCAGCUCCCGUUGGAAAAGAGCAAACAAGUCAAAAGACUUCAUACUAUAAAUGAAAAAGUAAACUCUCUUCUCCAGAGUUUAUUGAACAAACUGAAGUUUCUGUUCAGUCGUGUUUGCUUCAAGAAAAGAGAAUAUCAUGCUGCUGUUAACAAGUAUGCAAUGGAAUUGCUUGAGGAAAAGAAGAAACAAGGUCAGCUACGAGCUCAGAUUCAGAGUCUCAAGAAGACCUAUUUGAAGCAGAAUGAGAGAUCCUCUCAGGAGUUCAACAUCACUGAAGUGCUGCGGAGGUUGCACUUGGAUGCAGAGAGCAUUCUCAAAGACGUAUCAGAAAUGGAAGGCGAACUUCUCAGCAUAGAAGCGGGGUUACAGCAGGAAGAAAGUGCUAGAAAAGAAACAACAGAGUUCUGGGAAGCUUGUUCAGGUACUCACUGUGAUACAGAGGAACUUGAAGAAAAGUUAAACAAAGAUAACGAAAGGCUUCUGCAAGUCAUUAACUUCUGGAAUCCUAAAUCAAAGAUACUCCUUCAACUUUCUUCAGAGCUGGAUGCCAGAACUGCCAAUUAUUGUAAAAAUGCUGACAUAGAAUUGAAACAGAUAAAAGAGAAAAGUGAAGAGUUGCUUUUGGAACUAAACACUCUUAAAGAACAGCUGGGCCCUGGGGGCUCUGCCAGUCUUGCAUUACAAGAAGAGAACUACAGGCUUCAUAACAAAUUAAAGGCUGCAGAACAAGAUAUAAAGGCUAUGGAAGUAAAAAUUCGGAAGUUGGAAACUGCAAUAAGUGAAGCAGAAAAAGACGUCAAAGAGAAAGAUGACAGGAUAAACAAGUUACAAGCACAUAUAAGAAUAAAAACAGACACAAGUGAGCUCACCCAACUGCAAGCCAAACUGAAUGAGACGGAGAAGUGCCUCAGAACUGCAUUAUCAGAAAAACAGAGUCUCCAGGCAAAAUUAGAUAAAGGUGCUGAGUUGUACAAAGAUGAAAUCGAUAAUCUGAAAACACAGUUGGUAAAAUAUGAUAUGGAAAGAAUGAAACAAUCCAACUCUUUUGAUAUAAAACUUGCUAAUUAUAAAGCUCUUGUAGAACACCAAGAACAACAGUUAAGAAAGCUAAAAGAAGAACUUAGAAGAGCACAGCAAGAGCAAGAUGCUACUGUGGUGCUGGAAAAAGCAGCUCCUCAGCAAUCCCAAAUGCCCAUGACUUGUGGUGGUGGCAGUGGCAUCGUCCAGAGCACACACAUACUUGUUCUGAAAUCUGAGCAAGCGAAGCUGCAGAAAGAGAAUUCCCACCUGAAGAAAGAAAAUGACACUCUGAUAAGUAAUGAGCUUCAACUGAAAGAGGAACUUAGAAAAUGGAAAGAAAGAGCCCUAAGAUGGAAAGAACAAUCCUCAAGAGAAAGCACUGGAGGGACAGUACCAAGGUCUCCACGGAAGACAAUGUCAUAUUCCCUUAAAGAGCAAAUGCCUUCAACCUCCAAGGAACUUAUUUCUCAGGAAACUGUGAUUCAGGACAUAUCAAAGCCUCUGCCACUGACCUGCCCAACAAAUCUAUUUGAUAAUUCCAGCUUGGUUACACUAACAGAUACACGAUCUGCAGGAACAGAGCCCACAGAAGAACAUCUUAAGCGCUGGUUUGGAAGUUCAGAGAAAGAUAAAGCCCCUGACUGCACCACCCAAUAGAGGAGACGCUCUGUUCUAAGCUGCCUUUGCAGUGGCUACAACCACUGAAAUAUCUGAAAGAUAAUUGCUUCAAAUCAAAGGCCAUCAGCCUCUUCCACACACUGUAGGCAGAGAUUUAAUAGCAUGCAGAUCCCUUGCUGCCUUGGAGCUGCUACCUUCCAUGACUGGAAAAGCUGAAAUGCAGGAACAAAAAUGGAAAAGUAGUCAUGUUGCCCACAGCCUGCUGAUCUGAUGAUGUUCUACUGUGGUGGGGUUUGGUUUUUUGAUGGCAAAGAAGAAAAAGUUAAUGUGUUUUAAAAAAAAAAUCAAACAGGAAUGAAUCACAAACUAAUCUGUGGAAUUUCUGCAUCUUAAACUCUUCUUUCUGUCAUUCCUGAAACAACUCCCUUUGGCUUGGUCAGUAUUUGUAUGUCCAGAGUGCUGCUGAGUUGGAAAGAAUGAUGCUAUUUGUUUCUCGGCAUACGGUUUUUGUACCAUGCAGUUUCUGUGGAGUUAGAGAACGCAUUUUCACCACAAUUUUAACCUCUCUGGACAUUGCAACUGAAGUUAGUAAUUUUCUGUUGAUAGGGCACACAAUCAAGGGCUCCUCUUAAAGUCCUUACAAUAUUUCUGCAGCUCAGCCAAUUAUGGUGCCAAGAGUAACUCUAUCUUUUUCAUCAUCUUUCAAUAUGCUUCCAGGUCCUGUCUGAAGUUGAGUAUUAGAUUUUUUUUGUAAUAGUAAGCAGUGGACCUGACACUUCUGCUGUUCUAGUGAAUGGAAAGUAAACUGGGUAAUCAGGGCUGCAAGACAGACUGUUUUACUGGCCCACUUCUCUGCAUUGUGAGACUUUUUUCUUUUUUUUGUAUGUUUUAAGAUUUGUUUUGACAAUAAAUUUUAUUGUGCUAAGUA